This is a messenger RNA of Capsella rubella, 2855 nucleotides long. RefSeq names its product ribonucleases P/MRP protein subunit POP1. The record is from RefSeq and is a predicted model, not a curated record. Gene Ontology annotation, cellular component: ribonuclease MRP complex; nucleolar ribonuclease P complex. Gene Ontology annotation, biological process: tRNA 5'-leader removal. NCBI's taxonomy places the organism in Eukaryota, Viridiplantae, Streptophyta, Magnoliopsida, Brassicales, Brassicaceae. The coding region runs from base 299 to 2776 and encodes 825 amino acids. The transcript is spliced from 10 exons.
CCAAACCUGUUUCCCUCUCAUUGAUCUCGUCUUUUGCAUAUUCCUCGAAUGGUUCGCUGAUUCGUGAAGCUUACCAAACUGUUGGCUUGCUAGUCUCUCCCUUGUUUAACAGCUGCCGCAGAUUCUUCUCUUGCGCGCCAACUGUUCGUCAAAUUGCCUGAACCAGUUUCUUCAAGCAUAUAUAAUCCCUCAUAUAUUUUUCUUUUUCUUUUUCUUUUCAGUAUUAGAUAUUUCAUAGCAAGUUAUGUUUUUCCAACAACCCUAAAAGGUUUUGGGGUUGAUUCGAAACUAGUCUAGGAUGGCUACUACUACUAACGGGAACAUUAAGAAAAGAGAUGGUGGUUUAUCGUCGCUUGCUCCUCGCAAAAUCAACGUUCAGAAGUUCUCAGAGGCUCGAGCAGCGGAGCUCGAAGCUCUCCACUCCAUUGUAUCUGAUCGUUUGAACAAGGACUUUCGAUCAAAGAGGAACAAGAGGAGAAGGACCAAUUCUUACAAUAACCAACCUGCCAAGAGACGUAAUAUAAAGAGGCAAAAAUCAGAGUCAUUGAUUGGCCAAGCAGCAAGAGGAGACCAUGAAACGAAGCUCCCUAGACGAGUUAGGAGGAGAAUGCAACUUAAAGAGAACCCUGAAUCUGGGUUUUCUACUUCUGGUGAUGGAACCAAGAGGCUAAGAACACAUGUUUGGCAUGCUAAACGGUUUACCAUGACUAAGCUUUGGGGCUUUCAUCUUCCUCUUGGUUUACAUGGAAGAGGAAGGGGAUCUAGGGAUGUCUUGAAGCAGUCUAGGCAAGGUGUUCUUAUCCAUGAUGCAAGUUAUCACAUUGCUGUGCAAUUGGAGGGUCCAGAGGUCUCACUCUUGUCGAUUUUAAACAUGUUACUGGAGCCUUCUCCGUCAUCUCAUUCCAAGGAAGUUUUCGACUCUAUUCUCACAGGCCGUAGUUAUGGAAACGCCAUGCUUUAUCAUGUCAAACCACCAGUUUCUCAGGUGAUUGCCCCUGUAAUUUAUAUGUGGAGACCGUCUGAGUUACUUAAGAGAAGAGACGAGGAGGAAGAUGGUGUCUGCAUAGGAACUGAUGGUGAAGUCUCAAAUGCUGAUCAUGUAGACUUUCGAAAACUUUGGGUGUGGAUCCAUGCUUCUUCCUUCAGUGAAGGAUAUGCUUCUCUUAAAGUAGCUUGUCAAAACCAGAUGAAUGAGAGAGGUGUUUCAGUUGAUUGUGUUUCACUUGAGGGUCAACUUGCAAAACUUGAGAUUUUUGGUCCAAAAGCUUUUCAUCUUCUUCAAAAGACCCUACAUCCUGCCACAAUUAGCUCAGAGGAUCCCUCUGUUUUAAGAAAGUGUUCAAUGGAAAAUGCUGAAGUUAAAAUGGUUACUGAUCUUUACAAAGAAGAGAUCAUAUCAUCUUGCGCUAUUUUGGCGCAGUUUGUCAUGGAUCCACGGUUAAUCCCUAAUAGUCCACGUGAUGAUAGUACAGUCUCAGUUCAAACGGCCAAAGUUGAGCCUACGGAGUCACUUGAAAUAACCAAAACUGAUGCUGAAAUGUCUACUGAAGUUUUCAAGUGCUUCUGGGAUGCAGAUUGUGAUCUGACCCCUCCAGAAGAAGAGAAUAUGUUAUGUUGGGAAAAACAUCAAAGUCGUAUGGAUUCUCUUUGCCUCGAUAACCCAGCUGCUGAGGUUCCAAAGGUAUCUCGUAGGCCAAGGAGUUCGAGGUCUUGUCCUUUACUGCUUCUUAAACAUAAAAAGCUUGAGAAUGCACCAACCGGAUGGUCUCUAAUACUUCCCCUUAGUUGGAUCAAAGUCUUCUGGAAUGCCUUCCUCUCAAAAGGAGCUCAUGCAAUAGGUCAGAGGGAGAAACGCUGGGUUUCUUGUGAUGCUGGUUUACCCUUUUUCCCAUCAGAUUUUCCUGAUUGUAAAGCGUAUUCAACUUUUACACUGGGUGAGGCUGCAGAGUUGGAGGAAAAGGCACAACGACGCCCUCCUGCAAUAAGACCUUUCCGAAUUCCCAUUCCACCUCCAUGGAGUAGUAUCCAUGUCACUCGUUCUUUUGGAGAGAGUUCCAAUGAAAACCAUACAAGCAAUGAGACAAACUCAACUGAAAUUUCCAGUUCUUGUGUUAAUCUAUUUGAUGGAAUUGUGGCAAGAACAUCAGAUUCGCUGACUACAGUGCUCCAAACUUUCACAAGUGACAACUUGCUUUUAUGUCCUCACAAUGCUUCAAAACCAAGCACAGACGUUAAGAAGAUGGUUCAAGAAGAUGAAACAAAAGUAAGAGCCCAGAUCCAUGAGAAUAGUAAUAAACUUUGCCUCGUCAGAGUACUUCUACACGCUUUCAAGGAAGGGUCUUUUGAAGAAGGCGCGGUUGUAUGUGCACCAUCUCUUGCAGACAUAUCAUUGCUAAAAUCCAGCUGCAGUGAAGGAGAAGAAGGGCGUGUUACAAUCCCUCAAUCUUCUGUAAGUUCUUACUUUCAAGAACAAACACCUGGAACCUGGGAAGUAAAUGUCCCUGAAGACACUAUGACAAAGCAAUCUCAUAGAUUGCCAAUCGGGUUUGUAACGACAGGAUUUGUCCGUGGGAGUAAAAAGCAGAAGGCGGAAGCUUUCUGUGAUGCAGUGUUGUUAGGGAGACUGAGAGACGAGCAAUGGAGAGAAAAAGAUGUAAAACGGAGGAAGAAGGAGAUUUAUGUGUUGGUUAGAAACCUAAGAUCUUGUGCUUUUAGACUCGCACUUGCUACAAUUGUUUUAGAGCAACAAGAGUCUAGUGAUGUCUACUGCUUUUGAAAUGCGUCCCUUUUCAAAUUCACCAGGAAACACUGUUGUUUCGUUUCUAUCCAUUUAUUUUACACAGUAUUUAUGAUAA